AUGGCAUCUCGUCAAAUACCACCUAGUACAACAUCAACACCGAUAAUAAGUUCAAACGGAAACAAUUCUAAUCGUGAUACACCAAUAGUCACAUCUGAUAAACAGCAUUUGAAUGAACAGGAACGAAUGCGUUUGAAAGAAUUCGGUCAACUAUUUAAUCGACAUAGUUCAAUAAAUCGAGCGUUAUUAGAAGAACUUUUCCGUAAAGAACCAUCGGAAUAUACGCAAGCUGUUUAUCGUUAUGCAAGUCGAAUAUAUCAUUGUCUAAAAGAAGAUCAAGUAAAUCCUCUAUUAAAAGCAUUAGCUGGUACAAAAGAAGAACAAGUACCAGUGAAAAAAACGACACUUGAUGUACCAAAAAUUGACUAUGCGAGUGAUAAGCAAAAACGACGUACACUUAAAUUAGCUUUUUCUGUGCUACGCUAUCAAAAAAUUGUUGAAGAACUAUUAGAAGAAACUCAAUUCUUUGGAAAUUAUGCUGAUUUAAAAGAUGAAUUAAGUCUUGUUUCAACGAUUCUAUAUGAUUAUUUAAGUCGUAAAUUUCAACCACGUGAUGAACCUGUUGAUCCUGAUGAUAAAGAAGAUGCAUCAAAUAAUGAUCCGUUAGUAACAACAAUUGAAAAUGCUAUUUUACAAGAACGUAAGCGUCUAGCUGCAGCAUUAGCGCGUAACAGAAUUAAAUCACAAGCAUUAUCACUUGAAGAUUUACUACCAGAAAAUCUACGUGAAGUUCAACAACAUUCAGCUGAAUUGCCAAUCUAUGCUUGGGUUAAUCUUAUUAAAACUGAUAUGGAAACUGUGAUCAAAGUCUUCGAAAAUAGCGAACAGAUGAAACGAGUUAAAUCAAUAAACGAAAUGGAUAAACGAGCAUUUUUUGUUGAUUAUCAUUGUUCAAAUUUACUUGUAUUUCAUUAUUCACAAAAACAACGUAUUGCUAAUCAUUAUCUUGUUCGCGAUAAUCAUCUAUAUUUACAAGAUAAAUCAAGUUGUAUUGCUGCACAUUCAAUAAGAAAAUUAUUAACUAAAAAAGAUAACAUUAUUAUAGCUUAUGUUAGUGGAGGUCUCCUUCUUCAACUUUUAAUGGUACUUACAGAAGAUCUUGAAUCAAAAAUUUAUGCAUUCGGCGGUCGUACCGAUGAAAAUAUUCGAGAUAUGUUAGCUAAAAUAAAAACAUUGGGAGCCACGGAUAAACGUGUCAAAAUUUUUAAAGAACGCUUUACUGAUAUUAACUUUGAUGAAUUCAAUAUGGAACAUUGUAAAGUUAUUCUAUGUAAUCCACCUGAUUCUCGUUCUGCUCUUAUACAACCACUUGACUUUCUCUAUAAUGAAGGCGAAGAUGUAUCAUUACUUAAACAUUUUUCACAGCCAACAGAAAACAAAGGUUAUAUAAAAGAAUGCAUACAACGUGAAACAGCUUAUAUGAAGCAAGCAGUUCGAUAUCCAUUGGCCAAGGCCGUUGUCUAUGUAACGUUUUCAAAAAAUAAAUCUGAAAACGAAGAAAUUGUUCAUGCAACAGUGAAUGAACAAACUGAGCAACGGUCACAAACUCCUAGAAAAGAUGCUGGAUUUUAUAAAGUAUCCCCACCGGUACUUCCUAUUCAAUUUGGCACUCGAAAUGAACAAAUGCCAAUUCUACGUCAAGGUACUUUUAUACAAUUUGAAUCGUCACAAAAAAUGAAUGGAGUUUUUGUUGCUUUGUUAUUGCGUGAACGUGAAAAACGCCGUUCAAACGCGCAAAAAAAGAAGAAUGACGACGGCGAUUCUGAUGCAGACAAUCAGCCAAAAGCGAAAAAAGAACAGUUGGGUUUUCAAUUUGAAACUGAAAUGCGUGCUGCGCAACGUAAACAACACCAACAGCAACAGCAGCAGCAACCAACAACACCGAAAUCUCAACGUAAAAGUACAACAGUAUCAUCCAGUCGACGUGCCAAAUCAAGUGCAGCAAUGGCACGGGAUCUUGCUACUACAUCAACAGCACGAUUUGAACCAACAACUGCUCAAACUCCUCAACCAGCUCCGCCAGCUAGUACUGAACCAAGAGAAUUAACACUUUCAGAACGACUAGCAUCGAUCGGACGUAUAACAAGUACAUUGGAAACAACUCCAGAUGAGACGCCAACAAAUAAUGACCUUAAUAAUCAAUCCCAUUCACAAGUUCACAGGUCAAUAUAUAAUCAAAUAGUGUUUGAAAACACAAGAAUCAUCGAACAAAUUGAACCUAUUUUAUUCAAUAAUAAUAAAGAACAUAAUCAAUCAUCAAAUUUUCAUUUCAAUAAUACACAUUAUCAAGCCAAAAAAUUGUCCUUGACAUUGUCACCACAUACGCCUAGCUACCAUCUAAUCCCAGCAUAUUCUUCAAAUGAUCAAAUCAAUCGACGCUAUUUAUAUCGAAAUCGUUCUCGACAUAAGAAUCUUCCUAUUACGCAAUGCAAAAUUACUUUAGAAAAUUCAAAGGAUAUUAUUCAACGUUGUCACGCUUGUAAACUUAAUUAUCAAUCGAAAUGUAUACAUUAUCAUGAGCAAUAUGAUAUUCAUCAAUUUCUUCGAAAGUUACACAUACGAAAUCGAAUGCUAUCAAAAACAAAAACUUCAAAGGCACAUGUUGACGAAUUUCAAAAAGUCAAAUAG
Rotaria socialis is the source of this 2628-nucleotide messenger RNA. The record is from the annotation of a GenBank genome assembly. Lineage: Eukaryota; Metazoa; Rotifera; Eurotatoria; Philodinida; Philodinidae.